Molecule: messenger RNA, 669 nt
Organism: Nicotiana attenuata
Lineage: Eukaryota; Viridiplantae; Streptophyta; Magnoliopsida; Solanales; Solanaceae
Product: omega-amidase, chloroplastic-like
Exons: 6
Coding region: 1-669 (222 amino acids)
Biological process (GO): oxaloacetate metabolic process; L-glutamine metabolic process
Cellular component (GO): mitochondrion
Molecular function (GO): omega-amidase activity
Source: RefSeq, a predicted model, not a curated record
AUGGUGAUUCCGUUCAAGAUUGGAAUUUGUCAGCUGAAAGUUAUUGGAGACAAGAAUGCUAACAUUUCUCAGGCUCGAAAUCUUAUCCAUGCUGCUGCAGAACAAGGCGCAAACCUUAUACUUUUGCCUGAAAUGUGGAUCUGCCCAUAUUCAGCUGAUCUGUUUGCAGAGUUUGCGGAGAACUUGAAUGAUAUAAACAGCUCGCCUUCGUCUCUAAUGUUAUCUGAAGUGGCUUACUCUCUAGGAGUCACCAUUAUAGGUGGAUCAAUUCCAGAAAGGGAUGCGAGUAGCGGUAGAUUGUACAAUACUUGCUGUGUGUUUGGAUCCAAUGGAGAAUUAAAGGCUAAGCACAGGAAAAUACAUUUGUUUGAUAUGGGUAAGCCAUUACCAGGAGAUGUUCACUUUAAGGAAUCAGAUAGUUUUUCAGCAGGAGAGAAGCCUACCGUCGUUGAAACAGAUUUUGGUUGCAUUGGCAUAGGAAUUUGUCAUGAUCUUCGUUUCCCUGAACUCGCGAUUCUGUAUAGAGCAAGAGGUGCUCAUUUAAUUUGUUAUCCUGGAGCUUUCAACAUGAGUACAGGAGAGGGUUUGUGGGAACUGGAACAGAGAACAAGGCAAGACUUUUGGCAGAAUCAUACAGCACUUUCUACUGUCCUAGUCUUGUUUUUUUAA